Raphanus sativus (radish) is the source of this 1114-nucleotide messenger RNA. RefSeq lists its product as uncharacterized. The record is from RefSeq and is a predicted model, not a curated record. Lineage: Eukaryota; Viridiplantae; Streptophyta; Magnoliopsida; Brassicales; Brassicaceae. The transcript is spliced from 2 exons. The coding region runs from base 150 to 755 and encodes 201 amino acids.
UAAAAUCUGAAAAGACAAAUAAAGAAACCAGAUGAGGUAGACAAAAAGCGAAAACGAAAAACAGAACAUAGAUUCGUUUCUUCAUCGUCCUUUGAUCCCAAAAUCUAGAAACAGAAAACUUUUAUAGCCUAAAAGAGAAGAAGACUGCAAUGGCGAGACCCAACAACAAAAACACCUCCCUUAACUACAACCACAUCCUCCAAAAAGAUCCUUCUUCCUCUUACUCCUCUGUUGCUCGUUCCAAAGGCCGUAUGCUCGUCCUCACCAAACCUUCCCCCAAACCCCUCAAAUCUUACGCCGCUGCGUCCACGACUACCGCCACUGCCCCUCCUCCCCUCUCUCCGGCUCCGAGGACUCCGGAUCAAGCAAACUCUGAUCCAGAUCCAAAUCAGAUCUCUCUCCGUCCCUUAGGUCAUACCGGACCUGUUUCCUCGCUGUCCUUCCCUUCUCGGACUCAGGAAUCCGACAAAAACAUAUCUUCUCCGGCUCUGACGUCCGUUUCCCCGAAACCUGACCGGUUUGUUCCUCCGCAUCUUAGGCCAGGGUUUGUCCGGAAAGACGAGAAACCUGUACCCGCUUCUUCUUCUUCGAUCCUGGGGUUGCCUCACCAAGAACAGCAACAACCGCGGCAGGGAUAUUCAGGGUAUGGACACACCGGGCGACCCAAAUCGGGUGGGUAUGAGAGGAUUCGAUCCGAUCCAGAUUACUUGGGUCGACCAAGAUCGAGCGGGAACCGACCCGGCACCUCCGGAUGAUGAUGAGCUUGCUGGGUUGAUGUCGCUCGAUGAUGAAGAUGGAAACUACCUCUGUUUCUGUGUUAACAUCUCAUUCUCAAGGAGGAUUAUAAACCGUGACUUUUUGUUUCCCAGUUCUUUUGAUCAUACAUGAGACUAUUCAAAGUAUCACCCAAGAUUCAGUAGAUUUGUAGAAGAUGUUGUUUAGGAGUGUGAUGCCAUCGUAGGCAAGGCCUGACACGAUAACAAUUCUGUUCUCACUUACUAGACUUUUAAGUUUCAAAACUUUGUUAAUGUACCUAUAAUUCAAACUAGUACAUGUUUUAUAUUAGAUUUUAAAGUGUUUCGUUUCUUUUUUUAUCAAGACACAUUGUUUAUGA